GCCACCAUGAACACUGCCGUGACUGCUGCCGUGGCCAUCGUCGCCAUAGGCAUGACCGACGCCGCUACGGGCAUGACCGACGCCGAUACGGGCAUGACCGACGCCGCUACAGGAAUGACUGCCGCCGCUACAGGAAUGACAGCAGCCGCUACAGGAAUGACUGCCGCCGCUACAGGAAUGACUGCCGCCGCUACAGGAAUGACCGCUAGAGCAGCCAACUCGUCUCUUUGUCUCAAAGUUUGCGCCAUGAUAUACUUGGGGCACAUGUUUAUUGACUACACCACGACCCCCUACACGGUCGACGGGCCCAUGAUAGAGGUGCUGGAUAUAAUAACAACCAAACUCAACACGUGCUACGAGUUUGUGUUCUCAGACUUACCAAGUCCGGGAUAUAAACUGGCUAAUGGCACGUGGCUGGGCGCGAUGGGUUUAGUUUCCUGUCACGAAUGUGAGAUGGUCGGCGCUCCAUUUCCCAUGAAUCAUCUGCGAUUUGAAGUCGUCGACUUCAGUAUACCAAUGUAUAUAGAGUCUUAUGUGAUUGCAUUUGAAAGUCCAGUGCUUGAGGCGGACCUCGCUGGCUUUGCGAAGCCAUUUACAGGUUUUAUAUGGCUCCUCAUCCUUGCAUCAAUCGUUGCGGUCGUGGUUGGGAUUUUCUUCAUUGAGUCGGGAGAGAGCUUCCUCCUCCGUCAACAACAAAGAUAUUUAAGUCAUGUGGGGUGUGGGUCCUCUCACCGUGGCCACUGGACCUCCUGCCUCUGGACGUUGGGCGCUGCUGUUUCUCAAGCGUCAACUUGGUCGCCACAGAGGGACUCUGUCCGACUUCUUUCUGGCCUGUGGCUGUUGACAUCAGUCAUCUUGAGCCUAGUUUACCGCUGUAACCUGAAGGCGAUGCUCAUCAUGCCCAAGAUUCAAGUCCCCUUCAACAGCCUCGAGGAGUUGAUGGAGACGGACAUACCAGUUUAUAUACCUGAAGGGACGCUGGCUCAUGAAUUUGUAAUAGUCGCUCCACCCGGCACCUUGCUCCACCGAGUCAACGAGCGGCUCAUAGUCCACUAUGAUCCACCUCGCGCAAUACAAGAUACCAUUGAUGGGAAGUAUGCUGCCAUCACCACUAAUUUUGUAAUGGCUCAAAUAUUUCACGAUAUAUUCUCACUGACAAAUUCCUGCCCCAUGUAUAUUGCGUCUGAGCCUGUCUUCACCGGGGUCUCUUCUGGCUUCGCAUACCCCAAGGGCUCGCCUCUCAAACACGCGGUAGACCCCAUUCUAAGAAGACUUGUGGAAUUUGGCAUCCUCCAACAUGUAUUUCUCUCUGCAAUACGGAACGGAACAAUUUGUUUGAAGCCUGAGUCGUUCACCAGAACCAACAACAGCCUCCGGCCACUGGAACUGGAGGACUUCUAUGGUGUAUUCGCUGUUUAUGCCGGAGGAAUGGUGUUGGCGUCUGUGGUGCUGCUGGUGGAAGUGGCUCUCAAGGGUCACCAGAGAAUCAAAGGUCGGCCUGAACUGAAAGAUCGACCUUGACUCAAAGGUCACCCUGGACUCGGAGGUCAUUCUAAACUCAGAAGUCACCCAAAUACAGCAGUGACCGUCACCACAGAUGAUGUUGGCGUCUGUGAUGUUGCUACUGACAGUAUCAAAGGUCGUCUACACUUGAUCACUGAUCAUCACCUUAUUUUGACACUCGACAUGAAAUAAAACUAUACUUUACUUGAGAAAACUCCUAUACAGUACAUAAUAAUCUUAGAGCAAGUCA
Messenger RNA from Homarus americanus (American lobster), 1753 nucleotides. RefSeq names its product glutamate [NMDA] receptor subunit 1-like. The coding region runs from base 7 to 1521 and encodes 504 amino acids. NCBI's taxonomy places the organism in Eukaryota, Metazoa, Arthropoda, Malacostraca, Decapoda, Nephropidae. The transcript has 11 exons. The record is from RefSeq and is a predicted model, not a curated record. Gene Ontology annotation, cellular component: membrane. Gene Ontology annotation, biological process: monoatomic ion transport. Gene Ontology annotation, molecular function: signaling receptor activity; ligand-gated monoatomic ion channel activity.